UCUCUAAACACUAACACUAGUUCGGACACAAUUUUUAUUUAUUGGCAAUUAUUUUAGAUCCAAGAAUAGGACAUAAAUCGAAAGAGUGCAGUCCUUAAGCGCAGCGCAGCGUGCAGUGCGGAGCGUUCCGAAUCCGAUUUCAGUUACGAGUGUGUGUCCCGUCCCUAUAGCAAACCCAUAGUCGCGGCACCAUGAGCGUGUUGGCGUAUCCACGUACAAACGAUGAGGAGAUUUUUCGUCACUGCACAAAGGAUUGUGGCGUCGUUACGGCCACGGAGGACUUCCAGUAUUUCGCCCUGCGCUGCAUAUUCUGCAGCGAAAAGUUUCUCUACUUUGAUUCAUUCAUCAGCCACAUGCAAACGGUGCAUCUGGGCACCGAGGGGCACGUACCCACAGCAGCCAGCCUCACCCUCAGCUUUGGUGAGCCCAUGUCCCUGUCGAUGGACGAGGAUGCCCUGCACCAAGGAAUCCAUCAUAGAAAUGGCCACCACUUUGACGAGAUCGAAGACUUGACCGAUGCGGACACAGCUCUGCUAGAGCCCCAAAUGGUCAUCAAACAGGAGCUGCCCGAACCGCCCUGUAGCGAUGACGACGACGGCGACGCGGAUCCUGAUGAAGAUGAGGAUUUGCUCCGUUUGCCCGCAGACGAAGACGACUCGGAGGCCAUUGACGACGAAGAGGCCAUCCUACCCGAAAGCGAUAUGCCUGAAAUUAUACCGAGACCUCGCCCCCGCAUGAAGGUGACCAAGCCGCGUGUGGAUGUCAAAAACGAACCCAUCACCGCCGACGGUGACUCGUCGAUGGACGAUUAUGCCGACCACGAUCGGAGCUAUAUGGGCGACAACGACAAUGACAAUUCGGGCGAAUAUUUGGACUACAGCGGCGGCAGCAGCAGCUUCAAUACAGCACCGAAUCAAACUUUCCCCGGCAACGAAUCAUCCGAUUUUCUCAGCUACGACGAGAUGGUCGAGGAGUCCCUCCUGGGGCGGGAUCGUGAGCUUACGAUGCACAUCAAGGAUCGCAAGAUGAUCCAAUUUCUCAUACAAUCAUAUCAGCGAAAUCCGUUCCUGUGGGACCACAGCGAUGCCCAGUUCCGGGAUCGUGUGAAGCGUGCCCGCUUCCUCGAUUGGAUUGUACUCGAGUUUCAGGGUCGUUUUAACAUCUCCCUGGCCAAGGAUGCCAUCACCAGGAAGUGGGACAAUCUGCGCACCGUUUACAAGCGCGAAUGCAAUCGGAUGGCCCUCGAGAAGACGAACAUCAGUACGCUGUGGUACUUCAAGGAGCUGCAUUUCCUCAACGAGGUCUACAGCUACAAUUCCAAAAUGUCCGAUGCUGUUGUCAAGGAAACGUCAUACCGUCGCCGAUUUUCAGCCAUUUGGAACGACACAUCGACUGCGAAAUUGCUGAACAUGGUGAAGCGAUAUCAGUGCUUCUAUAAUCGCUUCGAUCCGGACUACCGCAGCAAGGAGCGUCGCGGCGAGGGACUGCACCAGAUGGCCAUGGAGCUGCAGCAGCUGAUUGAUGUGAGCACCAUUCAGAUAUCGAAGCGCAUCUCGCAGCUGCGCUUUGACUACUCCAAGCAGAAGCUGGAGCGCCUCAAUUGCGAUCGGGCCGGUCGCAAGUUCAUACCGAAUUACAUCUACUACGAUCAAAUGAACUUCAUGGACGACGAUAUACCGCCGUUCAAGUGCCAGCACUGUGCAGAGAUUGUGCAGACGCUGCGCGAACUCGACCUGCAUAUGCUCACCCACCAGCCGAGCCUCGGCGGCGGUUACUAUUGCAAUGUGUGCAACAUUCAGUUCACCAGCGCCGAGGAGUUCGAAAGCCACAAGCAGUUGCAUCUGGGCGCCGGCACCGAGGGCAAAUUCAAUUGUGAACUGUGCACGGCCAGCUUCCGGGAGAAGUCCAACUACGAUGAGCAUUUGAGGCGCCACAACGAGGAGCUGUUCCUGCCAACGCUGGCGCUCAAUCUCAAUCACAGUAUACUGGAGUCAUCGGGUCCCGCCGAUUCUGGUUCGGGUUCGGGUUCUGGUUCUGGCAGUGCUCGCAAACGGCGCCGUCGUAGCGGUGUCCAAUCGUCUGACGAGAAUGUCGAGGAUCAGGAUGACCAGCAGGACGGACAAGCAGACGGAGAGCUGAAGCCGUUUGGAUGCGGUGUGUGCCAACGGAGCUUCGCGACGCCCGGCCACCUGAAUGCCCAUCGCAUUGUGCAUCAGGAUGAGCGGGAGCGCUCGUAUAAGUGCGACUAUCCGCAGUGCAACAAGUCAUUUAUGGCUCGCAACAGCCUGUUUGAGCACCUGAAGUUGCACUACAGCAACGAGGAGUUCAAGUGCGACAUCUGCGGCAAGACCUUCAAGUCCACGAAGAACCUGCAGAAUCACAAACAGAUCCACGACAAGGUCAAGCGAUAUGUCUGCCAGAUAUGCGGCUCGGCAUUUGCCCAGGCCGCCGGCCUCUAUCUCCACAAGAGACGACACAAUCGGCCCAAUGGUGCUGUUGGUGCUGUUGGUCGAUCGGGUCGUAGUAGCCUGUGAGAGGGACGAGAACGGGAUCGGAUCAAAACCAAGGCUGGAACUGUUCGCAAUCGUGGACGGGGUCGAGGAAGCGCCAGUGGUCGUCAUGUCAAAUAGGUUCUUAAGAAACUUUCAACGUCCUUCAAUUUGCCAACUAACAAGGCAGCUAGCUAGCUUUUUUCUUAUUUAACCUUAGCUACCACUUACCAUGUAUUUUACACUUAUUUAAUAUUAGUUUAAUUAGGCAUUUAGUUUGUUCAACUGAGCGCUGGUACCUGCGGUACUUAAACGAAAAGUAUUUCCCACCACCAUCACCACCAGCACCACCACAACACAGCACAACACAACACAACACAACAACAAUACAAACCAACAAAUAAAGGAUAUUGAAUCCCCAAUCCUAACUAUAUUUAAGCCUAAAGUCGUACACGUGUUCCCUCCAUCGUCAUCAUCAUUAUCAUCAUCAGCAUCAGGCAGACAUUAUAUUGUACUUAUUGUCCAUGUUGGGUAGACAUACAAACUCCCUUGACAGAUUCGAAUUAAUUAUUAUAUACACAUUCCUAUGCCACCCCCCGGAUCACCCCCCCGUAAAAUUGCAGAGUGUGUGCGCGCGCGUCGAAACAUUCCAGAACUAAGUAUUUUAUAUAAAGUAUUCUAUGUAUCGUAACUAUGUACGUAUUAUGUAUAACGAGCGAUGGUUCCAUCCUCAGCACAGGAUGGGACGGAACCCUCGCUCUCACAAUUACCAGCAAUAUCUAAUUUAAUAAGUUCUACAAAAUCAACACAAAACAAACAACAAACACAACAUCAUGUACAGAAUGUUUAGGGAGCCAUAAGGCAUCAUCAAAAUUACACAAAAGGAUAGAGCCUCAGAUGAAUAGAUGGAGAUUCGAUUCGAUUUAUUCUAUUGGAUAAUCGCAAAAGGAAUUGCAAUUGAAUUAAAUUUUAGAAUCAUAGCUUGAAAUAUUUAAAUUAAUUGCUAGAAUUAUAGUUUGAAAUUU
This is a messenger RNA of Drosophila obscura, 3514 nucleotides long. RefSeq lists its product as uncharacterized. NCBI's taxonomy places the organism in Eukaryota, Metazoa, Arthropoda, Insecta, Diptera, Drosophilidae. The coding region runs from base 192 to 2534 and encodes 780 amino acids. The record is from RefSeq and is a predicted model, not a curated record. Gene Ontology annotation, biological process: regulation of DNA-templated transcription. Gene Ontology annotation, molecular function: RNA polymerase II cis-regulatory region sequence-specific DNA binding; DNA-binding transcription factor activity, RNA polymerase II-specific. The transcript is spliced from 3 exons.